This is a messenger RNA of Emericellopsis atlantica, 3220 nucleotides long. Its product is annotated as F-box/WD-40 repeat-containing protein. NCBI's taxonomy places the organism in Eukaryota, Fungi, Ascomycota, Sordariomycetes, Hypocreales, Bionectriaceae. The transcript has a single exon. The record is from RefSeq and is a predicted model, not a curated record. The coding region runs from base 270 to 3131 and encodes 953 amino acids. Gene Ontology annotation, molecular function: protein binding.
GUUUGCUUGCCAACAACAACAACAAUAGCAUCGUCGCCUCUGUCCAGCGACCACCACCAUCGUUCUGCAUUCACUUCCAACUCGAUUCCUACCACAAAAUAUUUAGCUUCUACAAAGAGUUUCUAAUUUGCGCACCUCCAAGGGUGUCUUCGAUCUACCCAGUCGCAUCCUUGUCACCUUCUUGCGCCUCAACCCCAAGCGCCGUCCCGCACCCGGCCCGAGUCGUUACUACCUGAUGCUCGUCCAAACGAGGCUUGAACUACGCGAUCAUGUCGAAGAGAGAUCGCCUGGCGAUGGACACCUUCUCCCCCACACACCAGCCCGACGAAGGCUACUCUGAGGAUCCCUUGGGAACCUCCGGGGACAACGAGCUCUCGAGCGCCCUGUCAAGCGUCAAAACCGAAGACCUGCCAGCCUGGAUCGCCUCGAACGCUUCUUACCUGCCCCUUGAGCUGAAGAAAGAGCUCACCAUGGCUCUCCUAAACCAGUUGCCCACGGCGGCCGUCUGCGAGAUUGUCGAACGAUUAAGCCCCCGACUGUACAUCGACUUUGUCCGCUAUCUGCCCACCGAAGUCUGCCUCAAGAUACUUAACUUCCUCGACCCCAACUCUUUGAUCAACGUCAUCCGCACCUGCAGAGCUUGGCAUGAGCUCUCUCUCGACUACAAACUUUGGGAGCGAAUGUACCAUCUCGAGGGUUGGAAGGUGGUGCGCAGCGAGAUUACAAAAUGGGAGCAGCGGGUGACGCACGGUCUCACAGAGUCUAUAGGGCAUUUGCAGCGCAUGCAGAGUACGGAUGGGCACUCCAGCAAGAUUCGACGGGUGGCGCGGGAUGAUGGCGACACUGACAUAUCCAUGUCCGACAGCAGUGAGCGUACACGAGGCGACUCCAGUAGCAAUUUUGGCGCUGGUGGGGGGUCGCGGAGCAUCUUCAGUUCCCCAGACUCGUCUUUCUCCAAUAGCCGCAUGGUCGCGGCCUUCCCAGACGGUCCGGGUCAAGAGGAGGGGAUAUCACGAAGUUCAACGGCAGACCGAUCACGACGACGCGACCUGUGUGCGACUCCAGAGAAUAUACUACCUCCCACGUUGACCGCACAUAACCCCCAACGCUUACGAAGAUCGACUCUUUGGACUUGGGAUGCGCGUGAAUCCCGUUAUCGAAUCAACUGGAAAUACCUAUACAACAUGAGGCGGCGCCUCGAGUCGAAUUGGGAACUCGGGAAAGCAGUACCCUUCACCCUACCACAUCCAAAAUAUCCCGAGGAAGGCCAUCACGAAUGCAUUUACACCCUCAUGUACGACAGCAACUUUCUCGUGAGUGGGAGCCGGGACAAGACUAUGAGGGUUUGGAAUAUGCACACGCGGAGACUAAUGAGGGCGCCUCUGACCGGUCAUCGCGGUUCAGUGCUGUGCCUGCAAUUCGACGCAGAUCCUGCCGAGGAUCUACUCGUUUCAGGGAGCAGUGAUUCGGAUAUCAUUGUGUGGAAGUUCUCUACCGGCGAGAUCCUCCAGAAGAUUACCAAAGCCCAUUACGAAUCUGUGCUCAAUGUCAAGUUUGACAAGGACGUUCUGAUCACCUCAUCCAAGGACAAGAGCAUCAAGAUCUUCAAUCGGAAACCGCUGCGAUUUGGUGAACUCGGGUACGAUUCUGAUGUGUUCCUCCCCGCCGUCAAGAAGCUUCAGUACAUGGGGUAUGAGCCAGAGCUGGCCCGCGAACUCCCCGUCAAACCACCAUUCUCCAUGAUCGGGAGGUUGGAAGGCCACGGUGCUGCUGUGAACUCCAUCGCCAUCCGAGGGCGUCAGGUUGUCUCAGUGUCUGGUGACAGGCACGUCAAGGUGUGGGACUGGCCGACUAUGACCUGCACCAUGACCAUACCCGCACACGAGAAGGGAGUUGCAUGCGUUGAAUUUGACGGUCGAAGAAUCGUGAGCGGCAGCAGUGACUGCGCUGUCAGCAUCUUCGAUGCCCCGACGGGUGUUAACAUCGCCACUCUCAAGGGCCAUCAACAGCUGGUGCGCACUCUGCAAGCUGGCUUUGGCGAUCUACCUUAUAGCCGGCACCAGGAUGUCGUUGAUGCGAGGCGGAUCAACCAAGACUUCUUGGAGGCUGUCAACAGUGGCCGCAUUGACCUUGAAGACCCGAGACCCCGCGCACGUGAAGCCAGCGCUGGUGGAUCACGACCUGAAGACAUCCACGCAUAUGGAAAUCUUAGUUUGCCCCCAGAUGGCGGUGGCGGCAGGAGGUAUGGCCGGAUCGUUUCUGGUUCAUACGAUCAUAGCAUCAUCAUCUGGCGGCGGGAUAAAGAGGGUGUUUGGAAACCGGCGCAUCGUCUCCGUCAGAACGAAGCUGCUACGGCUGCGCACCAGCGGGCCGUGGAGGAACUCGAGAAUCCCGACCCUGUGGCGAGACUGGCCCAGCAAAGCAGCGUCCUCGCGCAAGCGCCUGGUCUGGGACAAAUCUCUCUUCCAAUGCCCAACGUCCAUGAUUCACAGCCCUACCUGUCAUCGGGAAUCUACACCGCGCUCAUCGACCAAGUCGUUCCUUCUGGAUCAUCGAUGCUGCAACAAGCGCUUGCGAAUUAUCCAGGUCUCUUGGCCCAUUACACAUAUCUACAAAAGGCCAUUGAUCGAGAGACAUCACAGGAUAUGCGGCGUGACCUGCGACUGGUGGUGGAGGCAGCGGUGAAUGGGCUACAGACUGCACGCAGACUGCAGCGGCAGGAAAGCAUGGCAUCGAACAUGUCAAUGGCACCUACGGCAGGUUCUACAGUCUCCCAGGGCGUGGCAUCGGUCAGACAAGGCUCGCAGACCUCGACGACUGAUAACGAUGGUGAUGCGCCAAUGCCCGCUGCGCCACUAGCACAGACGCCAGCGCCGCCGGCCGAACCUCAUCAGCACCACACCGUGCCAAGCAACGUUCCAACCCUGCACGCCAAUCCACCCGCAAACGCGCUUCACCCGGGUCAGCCAUUGCCCUUUGCAGACAAUGCGUCGUGUCGCGUGUUCAAGCUCCAGUUCGACGCACGCAAACUUAUAUGCUGCAGCCAGGCCUCGAUCCUGGUGGGAUGGGAUUUCUGCAACGGAGAUCCCGAGCUAGAGGAAGCCAGUCGCUUCUUCGCGGCGAUUGACUGACUGAAUAGUCGUGUGUAUAGCAUGUCUCACGGUACAUACCUGUCCCAUAAAAAUUACUACCAAGCCGACGAUAUCCAUGAUAAGCGGAG